Molecule: messenger RNA, 668 nt
Organism: Dimorphilus gyrociliatus
Lineage: Eukaryota; Metazoa; Annelida; Polychaeta; Dinophilidae
Source: the annotation of a GenBank genome assembly
GAUCUCUCCGUGUCUUUGUUCACUUAUUAUCACUCAUUUUAUAUUUCGGUAUUUUUGCUUUUAUGUAACUUAAAGAAAAACAGAUGUCAAAUAUAUCUCCCUCAGUUCCCUCUCUAUUGUCAAAUUCUAUUGAGUCAGAGGUCGAUCGAACUUUAUAUGUUGGAAAUAUUGAUGAAAAAGUCACUGAAGAUUUGUUAUAUGAAUUGUUUGUUCAGGUGGCUGGUCCGCUUGAAUCAGUCUGCAUACCACCCUCGAAAGAAAAUGAAAGAAAGAAAACAUAUGCAUUUGUAUGUUACAAACAUGCCUGUUCCGUCCCCUACACUAUUCAGAUAAUGACUGGAGUACAGUUAUUCGAUAAAACAUUAGCUCUUCAAUAUCGACCUCAGUCAAUUCACGCAAGAUUUGAAAGAAAUAGUCAGUCGUCAUUGCAAAGAUCUUUCUCCGCACCAGGUGUUCAAUUUCAUCAAAACUCUCCUAUGCAUGUCACUCAACUUCAAGCCUUCAAUAAUUCUUUUCGAUCAGUGAUGCUAGGUUCUCAGACCGUGAGGGAUGAACAAAGGGACCGAGAUUAUCGAUCAUACGAUGAAGAUAGAAGAUCGAGGGAUAAUAAUAGAUAUAGGGAAAGAGAUAGAUCAAGAAGCAGAGAAAAUCGCUAUCACAGAUAUUAA